AUGAAAAUUGUUGAAAGUGUGAGGAUAUGGUUGGUGGCAGUGAUGCCCCCAUCAGAGGAGGAAAGCCUCUGGCUUGUAGGAAAAAGCGGUGAUGCCAUCUCCCAAUCGGGAAGCGGUGGUCGUUCAGUGAGACCCGGGGACAAAUCACAAAUUAAGAAAAUUUUGUACACCGAAGAAAUGACAAGUCAGAGCAACAACACCACCACCACCACAACCACCGCUGCAGGUGGACCAGCAGCAGCGGCUGGCACUGUCAGUGCCACCUCCACUGAUCCCGCUGAGCACGAUCUCAUUGACUCCAGGGAUGAUGCCAAUUUACUAGCGCAAUUCCAUGAGGAUGCGAUCAAACAGGCAGGAGUCGGUUACUUCCAAAUCCUCGCAGCAUUUUGCGCGGGCCUAGCCCUAGCCGCGGACACAGUAGAGUUCUUCGUGGUCCCCUACAUUCUGCCGAGUGCCGAGGUUGAGCUCUGCAUCGAGGACAAUGAGAAGGACUGGCUAUCCAAGAUAACCCUAGUAGGCUCAGCCCUGGGAGGAAUAGGAUGGGGAGGUCUGGGAGAUCGCCUAGGGCGUCGUCGGGCUCUGCUAUCCGCCAUGUCAGUGCACGUUCUCUUCAUCGGCGUAGCGACAUUCAUGCCGACAUACGGAACCUUCAUGACCGCGAGGUUCUGCUCGGCGAUCGCUGUGGGGGGGGCUGUGCCCCUAGCCUUCGCCUACGUCGCCGAGUGCUGCCCUCGCUCCUCCCGGGGACGAUGGACAGGCAUUCUGGUGGCUGCUGCCUCACUAGGAGGUGUCUACGCUGCUCUCCUAGCCUGGGCCGUUGUACCAACCACCGGUGAAAUGGUGGUGCUCGAGAAUAAGGAACAUUUCAGUGCUUGGCACAAGUUCCUCCUGUUCUGCUGUCUGCCGGCCGUAUGUUCCAUCAUUGGACUUGUGUUCCUUCCGGAGAGUCCAAGGUACCUCGUAGAGGCCGGACACGACGUGGAAGCCAUGAUGGUCUACCAGCGCAUCUACAAGCGCAACAACGCUCGCAAGGCCCUCUCUGGCACACAGUACCAGCUCUCAGAGUUGGAACUCCCGAGCAAAAGGCCCCGGGGCCUGGCGCCCCCCUCCCCCUCCGGCAACACUAGCGUUCUCAACGACAUAAUGUACUCCAUCGAGAUGUUCUGGAACUCCUUCCUACAGCUAUUCUCAGGCCCCUACAUAAAGAUCACUGUGAUGCUCUUCAUAAUCUGGUGUGCCGUGGCCUUCGGCCUCUACGGCCUCAUGCUCUGGUGUCCUGAGUACUUGAAGCGGAUCCGUGCUACUGAGUAUGAGGCCCAAACCGAGAGAUUCUCCAAUAAAGAGUUCGUUGGGAGUACGUUCACGGGAUCCCUCGAGAACCGGAGAUACAGGGACUCGAGAUUUCUUAACUGCAAAUUCAGCAAAAUAGUCUUGAGUCAUGUGGACUUUGAUAAUUGCACGUUUCAGUCUGUUGAGUUUACGAGCAUCAAGAGCUCUAAGACCCACUUUACGGACUCGAUUAUCGCUGAUUCUAAGUUUAUUGACACGGAUUUGUCCAAGGGGUCCUUUGUUAACUGUAAGCUGAUUAAUAAUACGGAUCUCAGUCUCGUUGGCAGCUGUCCCACUCUUGAUUUGGAUUAUAAUAUUUAUAUUGAGGAGGCACUGCAUGGUCAUCUGGUGGCCGAGCUCGCUUUUGUGCCGGCAGCCAUUCUAGCGGGAAUAGCGCUGGGAUUUCUCCAGGGGCCCAAGAUCAUUGGAUUAUCUCUGUUCUUAUCAUCCGGGGGUGCUCUCUGUCUGAUGCUAGUGAGUAACAACACUUCAGCCGUUCUGGGCUUCGAGGGGGGUUUUAUGGCAGUUUCAGCGAUAGCAUGGACUUCUCUGGGCCUCAUAACUAUUGAGAGCUUUCCAACUCACUUGAGAUGCACGGGAUUCGGUUUGAUGGCAGCUGGCAUCAGGAUAUCGGGUCUCAUUGGCACAGCUGUUUAUCAGACACUCGUCGGGGCACCCCUCAUUGCACCAGCACUGCUCACAGCUAUUGCAUUGUUUAUUGCUAGCAUCGCGACAUUUAAAUUACCAAAUACACAUACGGUUUUCUUGUAAAUAGGUAAGACAUGCUUUUUUAGAGAUUUUCGGGUAAAACGAUUAUACUUCGAGAUUUUCGUACUGAGAGGAAAAUGAAAAUUGAAAAUUGGCAGACAAAUCUGACCUUGAAUAUCAAUUUUUCAUUUCUCUUCUGCGAAUUGAAAAAAAUUACUGGCAUUUCAAUUGGUGUUUUUCUCUCAGUGGGGAAUUGAUAAAGUUGUGAAGCGCACAGGCUGUGGGAAAAAAAGAUAAAUUAGGGGUGAAGUGGUAAAAUUGAUUUACGUGAUGUAUCUCUGGUGAAUAGUUGAGAGAACUUUUUUGUGGAGAUAAUCAAAUUCUCUGCAAUGAAAUUCCCUGCAAUGAAAGAGAUAAUCAACAUUUUGCCAAUUUACUCCUGAUAUCGUGACUGACAUCGUGAAAACUACUCAAUGAAAUCGCUUGCUUCUAUAAUUGCAGUGAAAUCAAUAAACCUUCAUUCAAUACCGUACGCAUAAUAAUACGAAUAUCAACAUAUUUAUAAAUAUUUUAGUACAGAGAAUGAAUUAAGUAAUCAAUUAAAGUCAAUUUUUCUGAGGAGAUCCAAGUGCACCGGUGAAUUCAUAUCAAAUUACCACGUUAAAUUUGUAAUAAUAUUUUUUUUACUCGAGACAAUCUCUUUGAGACGUUUUUUAUCCAUAUCCCUGACAAUGGAGAAACAUUUUUACAGCAGUGAUGACUCAUAAAGUUAUUGAAAAAAAAAAGCACGGAUCUCUGGAUGAGUGGGAGAGAUGAAUUUUUAAGGUGAAAAUUGACUCAAUUUCGUGUAAAGUAUUGACGAAAAUCAUGAGAAAAUUGCUAGUUAAAUAGAGGCAAAGUGGGUCUAAACAUUUGUAUCCAAAUAAUAUUCACCAUUUUGCCCCACUCCAUAGGUUAAAAAUAAUUAUAGCUUAUUACCUUGAUUUAAAUGAUUAAUUCUAGGGAUAAAUGCAGUACUUCCGCUUUCAUUUGAAGACAAUAGGCUGCGUAAUUAGAAGUAAUGAAUUUUAUAAUUAUUUUCUUCGUGAAGAAGUGUGUAAAGACCAUUAUGAUAGCUGUUAUGACGUGAUUAUUCGAUUUUUUUAAAUGAGGAAUUAUUAAUUAGUGGAGUGAUAGGACGAACAGGAGAUGAUGGGGAUAAAAAUGAAUUUCUCGGUUAAUUCGGUAUUAAGGUAUAUCCCUGGAAAACAAGUUUUUUUCUCAAGAUUGUUCGCAUGUUUUUCAUGGAUAAUGUUUAUAAUAUAUCCCAGCUAUUGAAAACAAUUUUAACUAGCUGUACCACAGAGUUUAGGAGAUGAUAAAUAUUGCGGGCUUCUAGCACGCGAGGCAUAGGGUGAACAGUCCAAUUGCGGAACACGAAUUGUUUGCCAAAUUUCUGGAAUAUUUACCUAUUUAUCAAAUUAUCAAUUUGGUGACAGGUGAGUAGUUAGAUGUGAUAGUGUGGCCGCUAAUGCGCCGAACGAAGUUACUUGGGUUAAUAAUCAUCAAAUGUCGUAAGUCCAGACUAAUAUUGAUCCUAAAAGCUUCACUUUUUCAUAUUUUUACACUCAUUUUAUCAGAAAGUUCUUAUUUUUACAAAUAUAUGGGUGUUCUGCCAUUUGGCUUGGGUUUUCGUGGCAUUUCCAAUCGACCUAACACUGAUGUUUUCGUUUGGCACCUGCCGGAGUGGUUCACUCUAAAGUAUAUAAAUAAUUGAUAAGUUGAAAAUAUACCCUGGUAAAACAGUCCGAUUAU
Messenger RNA from Diachasma alloeum, 3831 nucleotides. RefSeq names its product synaptic vesicle glycoprotein 2B. Gene Ontology annotation, biological process: transmembrane transport. Gene Ontology annotation, molecular function: transmembrane transporter activity. Gene Ontology annotation, cellular component: membrane. The transcript is spliced from 4 exons. The record is from RefSeq and is a predicted model, not a curated record. The coding region runs from base 1 to 2100 and encodes 699 amino acids. NCBI's taxonomy places the organism in Eukaryota, Metazoa, Arthropoda, Insecta, Hymenoptera, Braconidae.